AUGGUCCGCGUUUCCGUCCUCAACGGCAUAGUCAAUGCCGAGCGAAAAGGCAAACGUCAGGUCCUUGUCCGACCGGCGUCGAAAGUUGUCAUCAGAUUUCUUUUGGUCAUGCAACGUCAUGGCUAUAUUGGUGAAUUCGAACACGUUCAUGACCGUCACUGUGGCAAAAUCGUUAUCCAGCUUAAUGGACGCUUGAAUAAAGCAGGUGUCAUCUCGCCUCGUUAUAAUGUUCAGGCAAAACAGAUUGAGAAUUGGGUCAACAACUUGCUCCCUUCACGUAGUUUUGGGCACAUCAUUCUGACGACAAGUUCCGGUAUCAUGGACCACGAGCAAGCUCGUCGCAGGGGCAUUGGUGGUAAGAUCUUGGGGUACUUCUACUGA
Messenger RNA from Cantharellus anzutake, 381 nucleotides. Its product is annotated as 40S ribosomal protein S22. Lineage: Eukaryota; Fungi; Basidiomycota; Agaricomycetes; Cantharellales; Hydnaceae. Gene Ontology annotation, molecular function: structural constituent of ribosome. Gene Ontology annotation, biological process: translation. The coding region runs from base 1 to 381 and encodes 126 amino acids. The record is from RefSeq and is a predicted model, not a curated record. Gene Ontology annotation, cellular component: ribosome; cytosolic small ribosomal subunit. The transcript has 4 exons.